AAUUCCAUUAACUAACAAUCGUCACCAAUUCCAGUAACCAAGAAACCCAUUAUUUUUUUCCUUUUCUUUUUCUACAUCUCUCUUCUCUCAUCAUUCAAUCCAUCACCUUUGUUUCUCCCCUUGGACAGAAAUGGCAGGUAACGAUUGGAUUAACAGUUACUUGGAGGCGAUUUUUGAUGUGGGUCCAAACUUAGACGACGCUAAAGCGUCGCUGUUGCUCCGGGAAAGAGGCAGGUUUAUCCCCACCCGCUAUUUCGUGGAGGAGGUCAUCACUGGAUUCGAUGAGACUGAUCUCCAUCGUUCUUGGGUUAAGGCUCAAGCAACGAGGAGACCCCAAGAGAGAAACACUAGACUGGAGAAUAUGUGUUGGCGGAUUUGGAAUUUGGCUUGUCAAAAGAAGCAGCUUGAGGGACAGUUGGCCCAGAGAAAGGCCAAACGCCGUCUUGAACGUGAAAGAGGCCGCAGAGAAGCCACUGCUGAUAUGUCUGAAGACUUAUCAGAAGGGGGGAAAGGAGAUAUAGUUAGCGAUGUAUCUGCUCAUGGAGAGAACAACAAAACCAGACUGCCUAGAAUAAGUUCCGUUGAUGAAAUGGAGCAGAAAGGAAAAAAGCUAUACAUUGUACUAAUAAGGCAUGAACUGAACUCUAGUGCUUUUGUUUUUUAUAUUGGAUGUCAGAUAUCAUGCAUUUUUAACUGUGUUUUAGUAUUUCUAGCAUUUUCUUAACUUUAUUUAUUUUUUUAAUCAUAAAUCAU
This is a messenger RNA of Hibiscus syriacus, 753 nucleotides long. Its product is annotated as probable sucrose-phosphate synthase 1. Lineage: Eukaryota; Viridiplantae; Streptophyta; Magnoliopsida; Malvales; Malvaceae. The transcript is spliced from 3 exons. The record is from RefSeq and is a predicted model, not a curated record. Bases 131 to 724 code for a protein of 197 amino acids.